GUUUACCGUUGUUUCCUAGCAACGGCUGUUCCAUAAGGGCUGGUGGUUUGCCUGGUCAGAGCUCAUCACUUCUGGGAUUCCCAGAGUUAGGUUCUGACUGUUAGAAGUAAUUAAAAGUUUUUAUUUCUUAAAAUUAGUUCUGAGCCUACACAAAGGUGGCUAAAGACAUGUUCUCCACUUUGAGGAAGCUCUGCUGCUUUAAGAGAGAGCCAAAAACCCCCUUGGGGUUUUGUGAUGGCCCAAGCAAUAGGGAGGGGAGCCUGGCUUGUUGUGACUGUAGUCAUGAGGAUAAGUAUGGGCACUCUUAUGAUCCGGAUAAUAAAUUUCAUGAAGCAGUGUGCAUGGGAAAGAUCAAAGUGGUGCUGCAUCUCCUCUCUAAGAAGAAAUUUAGCAUAAAUGACACGGAUAAAGGAAAACGAACUGCACUGCACUUCGCAUGUUUUUAUGGUCAUCUGCAUCUGGUUCAGUUCUUAUUAUAUAAUGACUGCAUGAUAAAUGCCCUUGAUGAUCAAAAGGCCACACCACUAAUGAAGGCUGUACAAAGCUGGGAGACAAAGAUUGCUUCUGUCCUCCUUGAUAAUGGAGCAAAUCCCAAUUGUAAAGAUUCCAAUGGAGAAACAGCACUACAUCAGGCAGUAUAUGUUGACAGUCCAGAUAUUGCUGCCAGUCUCCUUGAAUAUGGUGCAGACAUUGAAGAAACUACAAAGGAUGGGUUUACACCUCUCCUGCUGGCACUUCGAGAAAGGAAACUCCUCACAGCAGAAUAUUUAAUAAAACAUGGUGCAAAUAUUUAUGCACGGGAUGAUUAUCAAAGAACAACACUCAUGUAUGCAGUGCAAUGGGAUUCUGAAGUCAUUGUUGAGCAGUUACUGGAGAAAGGAAUUGAUCACUCCUUAAAGGACUCAUUUGGAUGGAGUGCACUUCAGUAUGCAGUGGCAGGAAAACGCAAAGUAAAGGAUAUAAUUUUGGACUAUGAGGACUCACUCCUCUUAAGUCAACACAGUAUCUUCACAGGAAAUCUACAUGCAGACUUCUACUCAUCAGGAUAUGGUUUCAGAUCCGAGUCACUGAUUUCUAUGUGUUCAAGAGAGGAGGAUGAAUAUUAUUCUGAAAUCCAGCAAGACAUUCCUGAAAAUAUUAUGGAAAACGGUGUGGAUGAUUUACCAGAAGCUUCCAAAAUAUAUGAUGCUGUAGAAGAACAAAAAGAAGAACUAGGAUUAGAAACAGUACUGGAUUUAAAACUGGAAAAUAAAGACAUAUGCCAUAAGAAUGAAGAAUACCAAAACUUGAACACUUCCAGGAAAGCUGUCCAUUCAUACAACACAGGAAAUGGUACAGACAAUAAUGAAACAAGUCAAGUGUGGGCUGACAAAUGUCCACACCCAGAGACUAGGGAUUAUUCUCAUCCAAUCUACAAGCCUAAGUCUGAAUCACAACAAUCUCAACCAGAUAUAGAUUUGUCAGAAGAACUGGAAGAAGAAAUAUCAGAAUCUAAACUGGAAAGUGAGAGAAGUUUUCAUAAGGGUGCAGAAAUUCAAGGAUUUAGUGUGUCUAACUCUAAUGGACUGCAUGAAAAUUCCACAGAAGUUCCACAUUCAUCUAAUAUGUACAAUAAUGCAGAAAAAAAAGUAAUAAAGCUUCUGGAGAAAAAAUCUACCAUGGAAGAUAAAAUACAGACCUCAGAAGAAGAGGAACAAAAUACUGUUAGAACAAGCAAAAGGCCCCUUAUUCAUACUAUAAGAACACGUUUUUGUGCAUGCUUCACCAUAAAACGGAAUUAUUCCCCCAUCCACAAGAAAUAGAAGAGAAAACAUAGAACUCCAAGGGCAAGGCUAUGGUUGCUGUGGAGAUCUUCUGCAUCUUGGCCUCAAGGGCAGGACUGCUUCUUUGCAUCUUUUCUCCAAAGUGCUAUAUUAUUCUGUUAAGACCACAGAUACAUUCUUUUUACAAGUUCAGAAAAACACUUGCGAAAUCUGAAAAUAUUAAUAAAAUUUAACUGCUUAUGCAGUAUAUCAAUCACAUCUACAUCAUCAGAAAGCUGGCUUCUCAUUAAGUAUUAUAUCAAAAUAUAAGGUUUCUACCAUGGAAAAAUAUAGAAAAUAAGCUAAAUAAUAAAGUUUUAAUAUAUGAGCCUUGAACUCAUUUUAUUGGAACAAACUAUAUAAUUAGGCACUUUAAUUCUUUAAUGUUGCUUAACUUUUAUUAUUGAAUUGUAUGGUAUCUGAAAAUUGGCUCUUGGAUUUACAAAUUAUUUCAUUUGGUAUACACUACCACUACAGUUUUUGUGAUAUUAUUACAUUCCAGAAAAAAUAUUGCCAAGUGAAUGGUAUGUAUAGAUAGGCAGUAAUAAUGAAACCCUUUAUAUUGAUCUAGAACUGCAAAUAUUUUACAAAAAGUACUUAAAUAAUUUUCCAUGUGAGAUGAAUUUUCAGUACUUGGCAUGAUAAGUACAAUGAUCUUAUGCUAUUAAUAACUGCUUUUCUUUUUAAUUUGAAGGCUCUUUAACAGGAAUGUAUUUCAGGAUUUACAUUGUAAUACUGUUGAAAAACACAUGAGUGAUGGUGUAACAUAACGAAUCACAAUAUGUUGUUAUUUUGCUGAGUGGUCAUAACAUUAAAUAUAUUUCUAAAUAUUUAGGUUUAAAACCUAACACAUAGGCUUCUCUCGAACUUAGAUAUAAAAGGUUAUUUAUAUCUUAUUACAUAGUACACAGCUGUCAAUUCAAAAAUGCAUAAUGAUUUAAAUUAUAGAGAAUAUCAUACUUGCUAGUUCAACUUAAAUAGAACAGCUAACCAAAUCUGCUCAUCAUCAAGGUUUAGGAAACAUUAUGGUAUAAGAAGAGGCAGAAGGAAGUAAUAACCAGCAACUAAGGAAUAUUGUGAAGUGCUAUCAUUAAAAUAUGAUGCAGUUCUUGAAAUUCUGAUUACUCAACAAUCUCCACAAGAUCAAAAAGUGUAAACCCUGACAUUCCAUUAGAUAUAUUUUGGGGCUCCCCCAGUGUACUAUAAGCUAUAGUCAGUAUAGUGUGCCUAUGGGAGAAAAACUUAUUCUAUUUUGAGGAUGCUGUUUAUGUUAGGAUCUGCAUUCUCUAGUAAAUGGCCCUAAAUCUAUUUACAAUUUGACAUCACUAACUGAACAUACUUAGUUAUCAAAAACAAAGCCAAUAAGUUGGAAGGGGAAAUGUUGAAAUAUGGGGAAAGUUGCAUAGGGAAAUGCAAAAUGGAAUUGGUUUGUGGCAUUGAUUAAUUUACCAAAUGAUCAAAAUAAAAGAAAUUUAAAAUGUUGUCUAGACAACAAUACAUCUGUCAUUUAUUUUGAAAUUGAAUUACCAGUAUUAAAGUAAUGAACAUAGAUCUUUCAUAAAGUUUUCUGCUGAAAUAUUGAGCUAUUAUAAAAUUCUUUAUUAAUAGUAAUUAUUAAUAAUAAUAACAACAACGAUAAUAAUCUGUCCCAGAUUUUUCCACAAAAUUUCUCAAGCAUUGCCUGAUGUUUGACUGUUGGUCUCUGCAACCGGAUUCAUCCUCGGUUAGAUGAAGCCUCUCAGGAGGUAGUUAUGCUAGGUUUUUGUUUUUAAACACAGCACAAUAUCAGUGAGAAGUCCAUGUUAUAAACUCUUACAUGGAAUUUUUCUCAGGCUAGGGCACUCAUUGGUUGACUAUUCCCUCAUUCUUUGCUCCAUCUUUAACCCUGAACAUGUUGUACAAAAGAAAAAAAAUGAAGGAUGGUUUAAGGGUAGAUUGAUGUUUCUCUUCUUCCUGCAGAAUUCCUGCUUGGCUAUAGGAAAUAGCCAUUUCAGACUUUAUAUUCUCCAAAGGGAACAAUAUAAGCUAGGGUCCCUCCCAUAGACCCUGCAUAUAAAAGUCUCCCAAGAACCAGGCCUCAAGCUAGUCACCAGAGAUACCCCCAUUGAUUUACUUCUGAAGGAUAGAUAACAUAGACAGUCUAAUAUAUUGUGUGAAAGGAGAGUUCCUGUUUUCUACAUGUCCAAAGUAACUAAGAAUAAAUUUAAAAGAGGGCCAAAAGGAGCACUGAUCAAAGAAUAAAAAUUUAAAUUAGGUUUAGUUUAGUUAUAUUUUAAAAGAAAAUGUAAGAUAAAAAUUAUUAUGUGGCCUUGAAAAUAUGUAACACUUAGUACUCAUAUAUGCUAUAAGCAUGUUUUGAUAUUCUCUUGGAAAAUAUUUGUGUUGGUAAUGAAACAUUCCAUGGAUGCAGUACCAAAUAAUCUACAAUUUGGUAAGAGUUGAAAAUCUUAAUUCAUGAUUAAAAAAGAACCUGACCAUUUAAAGGAAGCCAUUGGUUUCCUUAAAGGACAUUGUGAUAAAAAUAACUAUUACUGAAAUUCCAGAAAUGGUGAUAUCACAUUUGAGAUGAUAUUAGUAAAACUUGUUAGGCAUGGUAAGUGUAUGUUACACAUUGUAAGAAAGUCCCACAUGGACCCAAAUCACGUGGGAGGGAGAGCUAAACCUUCAGAGGCGCAGGCACGCUUGGGAGACCGGAAGAGACUACACUCUGCCCACAUUACAGACUCCAGAGGAGAACACCUAAUGCCAUCUGGGACCCCGGUGCAUGGGGGCUCCAGGAAAAGGCAGGGCAGGCCCUCCUGGUUGAGGCCUCACAGAGAGCUCAAAAGCAGCCCCCCAUGAGCAACUUGAGCCAUGGGACCACAGGUAAGACCAAAUUUUCUGCUCCAAGUGACCUGCCUGGUGGACUCAGGACACAGUCCCACAGGAACAGCUGAA
Molecule: messenger RNA, 4739 nt
Organism: Rattus norvegicus (Norway rat)
Lineage: Eukaryota; Metazoa; Chordata; Mammalia; Rodentia; Muridae
Gene: Potefam2
Product: POTE ankyrin domain family member 2
Source: RefSeq, a predicted model, not a curated record